This is a messenger RNA of Lytechinus pictus (painted urchin), 3624 nucleotides long. RefSeq names its product phosphatidylinositol-glycan biosynthesis class W protein-like. NCBI's taxonomy places the organism in Eukaryota, Metazoa, Echinodermata, Echinoidea, Temnopleuroida, Toxopneustidae. The transcript is spliced from 8 exons. The record is from RefSeq and is a predicted model, not a curated record. Gene Ontology annotation, molecular function: glucosaminyl-phosphatidylinositol O-acyltransferase activity. Gene Ontology annotation, cellular component: endoplasmic reticulum; membrane. Gene Ontology annotation, biological process: protein localization to plasma membrane; GPI anchor biosynthetic process. The coding region runs from base 293 to 1723 and encodes 476 amino acids.
GACGUCCUGCUGCAGCAGUCGACAGUGCGACAACGGAAAUAAAUUGUGGUCCUGUUGUGGUUGUUAUAUUUCUGAAAUACCGCCGUAAAUCCUACAGAGUUUUGGUCCAGAGUUACAUUUUGAAAAUACACUGUAGAUCAUGUAUCAUAGGAAGUGGUGGAUCCUGAAGUGAUAACUUCGCAAUCAUCUACAGUCCGUCCGGGAGUCAGGCUCAGUGAAUUGUGCGGCCCCACCACCGGGAAGAGCUAACGUUAGUACCCCGAAGUUUCGGUACAAUUCCUAGAUCAGCAGAAUGGAUGGAAAUAUUGAUACCCCAGUUCUCUCAAAGGCCACGUUCUACAGCAAUCUGAAUGGAACAUCAAAAGGUGAAAUAUCUCUCAUACUCUCAAUCAACCCAGCUUCUGCCCUGCUCAGGGCUUCAAUACAGCUCAGCUUGUGUUCACUAGGCAUCACUGAAAGUCUGAUACUGAAGAUUCUCUUGGACUUUGCAGUGUUAACUCUACCCUUGCUACUUGCGGUUAGUCUCCUCAGCGAUGACGCCCUUUAUAUUCUUCUCACCGAAGUCAUCAUCUCCUUUUCUUUGGUCUUCAUGGCGAUGCAUUAUCAAAGCCCCAAGCGUAAAUCGCUGUCUCUGAGCCAGCUGGGACAGACACCAAUGGAAGGAAGGCUCCCUUUCAUCACAAACUUUAGAGUUUUGAAUAAUAUUGGGGUUGCUGUGGGCAUCUUGGCAGUGGACUUUGUCAUGUUUCCUAGAAGGUUUGCCAAGACAGAGACAUAUGGCACUGGUAUCAUGGAUGGAGGGGUUGGUGCGUAUGUAUUGAUGAAUGCUAUUGUGUCACCUGAAGCAAGAGGACAGUAUAGUAGGUCUGGAUCAACUUCUGUGAUGAAAUCUCUUACAUCAUCUAUACCACUCCUCGUCCUUGGCCUUGGUAGGCUGGUAUCUGUUAAAGGGGUAGACUACCAUGAACAUAUCUCUGAGUAUGGCCUCUACUGGAAUUUCUUCUUCACCCUAGCAGCUACAAAGAUUUUAUGCACCCUAAUACUCCUGUUUGCCCCAGUGCGGUGGAGUGCAGUCAUCUCCGUUUCUUUGGCUGUUGGAUAUCAGUACCUGCUGACCCAUCGAGGCCUGGAGGACCUGGUCCUACACGGUACAGACCUGAAUGAUUCCAGGAAUGGGUUCUUCAAUGCUAAUAGAGAAGGUCUGGUUUCCUGUCUGGGGUACGUAGCGAUCUACUUCGCAGGUGUCCGGCUUGGUCAGUACCUGUUAAAGCCCAGGAAAACUGUCAGUGAGUGGCUGAAAGUGUUGGUAUACCUUUUGAUAGCUGAUGUAGUGUUGUGGAUUACCCUGGCUCAAGUAGAAGCACACGUAGGACUAACCAGUCGAAGGCUUGCUAACCUCCCUUACAUCAUCUGGAAUGUUGCAUACUGUAUACAUGUGCUAUGCAGUUUUCUCCUCAUUGACAUUGCCAUGAUCAUCAUUAAACAUCACUAUUUAGCAAAAGAUAAACCAGAGCAGCUUUCUCUACUGGUGUCAGCCAUCAGUCGAAAUCAACUCCUGUAUUUCUUACUAGCCAAUGUCCUGACUGGUCUUGUAAAUAUAUCGAUAGACACAAUACAUCAGCCUGACGUUGCAUCUUUUGGUAUCGUCGCUUUGUAUUUAUUUGUACUUAACUGUGUUCUAGUGUUCUUCCAUCAAAAGAAUAUCAGCACCAAAUUCUGGUAGAUGUUCAGUGAUCAUAAAAAGGUCUAUAUUCAUUUUGUCUCCGAGCAGUUGGUCUGCCACUCAGAUAGUCUAAUACUGCAUGGGCUAAAUCCAUUUGACCUAAUUGCCAUUUGGUCUACACUACACUUGGUCUAAUUCUCAUUUAGUCUAAUGCCCAGAUGGACCAAUUCUCACUUCAUCUGCUAAUAAUUUUUUUUUCAAAUAAAAUUUGAUGAAAAUUAGUUAAUUCAACCAUAUAGCCUAACUGGAACUUAGGCUAAAUGAAAAUUAGACCAAAUGGAUCGUGGAUGAAUUGGUUGUAGAAGUAGAAUUAGAUCAUGUGAGAUGAGACCAGAUGUAAAGUAGACCAAGUGGGUGAUGACCAAGUGGCAAUUCCAUAGAAAUGGGCGAGGAGGAAAUUUUAUAAAAGCAUUUUCACUUGGUCUAAUAUCAUUCGGUCUAAAGGCCACCACAACCUUACAACUGGUCAAUGGUCCGAUUUUUGGAACAAAUUGCAUUUUUCUUAUUUUCUGAAAAUGUGAAUGAAAAGAAUCUUUAUUUUGUGGGUUGAAUUUAAAUUAACUGUUGGAAUACUAAUAUAACAAAUUUGGAUGAUUGCAAGCCUUCAUUUUUUAGUAAAGGCCAAAUUAGUUUCAAAUCAUAGCCAAUCAUACGAUUGCUAUGAUGUCAUUACGAAUACAUAUUGAAUUCGCUUUUAUUCUAAUAACAGUCAGUCCGCAAGCCCCUGUGUUAAUGAGCAAAUGAGCAAGAUUUAUCCAAGUCCUCUCGUGGCUGAAUUCAUGUCCCUGCAAAAUCUCGUGAAUUGUGAGACUUUCUUUCUCAAAGAAUUUAACCACUUUCUCCUUGAGUAAUAUUGUUUAUUUUUGUACCAUGGGCAAGAGUAAAUGUUACCCUUUUAUAUUGGUCAUUUCUUUUGAAUGAAAUAUUUUGAUAAAUAAGUGAAUUUUUUACCUGAAAAGAUGCAUCAAACAGAAUUUUCUUCCUCUGUUUUCACUUGCAAAUUGUGCAACAUUUUGUGUUUUAGGCACCAACAUUAUUUAUAUCAUCAGAAAGCUCAAACUCUAUACUUUCUUACAAUGUCACUCUUGAUAUGUGGCAUCUUUUAGAUGGGUCAGCAGCCAGUUAUUUCCAUCAAGAUGCAAGACGAGAUUUCUGAAAUUUCUGAGUAACAUAAAAUCCAGAGUUCUGAUUGGCUGAAUACUGUUUUCAAAACAAACAGGCGCGGGUAAUUUGAAGAGAUUACCACAUGGUGAGUGUGACCUUGCAGAGGCCCAGUGUGGAGAACAUUGGAAUUUGCGUGGGUGUGUGGUCUAUGACCAAUCAGAGCGCAGUAUUCUUGUUUUUGAGCUGCAAAAUGUACUUGGUCUAUGAAAAGCUGGCUGCUGACCCAUCUAAAAUACAUCUUCUUAUAAAAAUUAUAUCAUAUUAAAGCUUAGAUCUUCAGCUUUAUCAUGAUUUAAAAGUCAUUUGUGCCCAAACAGAAAUUAAGUGUGAAAACAACAACUUUUGUUAAUACCUGCUAACAACCUGAAAAAUGUGGAAACUCACAGUUUAGCCCGAAUAUUCCGACCAUUCAAAAAGUUGUGUGUAAAUUUAUAGAAUGCUUUAUGAAACGGCCAUUAGGUUUGGUGCAAUAAGGUAAUAAGUAUGUCUUUCAUUUUAGAGAUAGGCCUAUAAUAAAGUGCAUUGAAUAUUGUAACUUUAAAAUGUGAUGCUGGUGAAUUCAUCAAGUUGCCACUUCUUAUAAUGCUGCUUUACACAUAUACAUGUCAAUCAUCAGUAGACUGUAUUGUCUACGAAGAAUACCAUUUUCUUUUGUUACCAGUGCCAUUUGCCAAAUUCAAAACAUUCCACUUGGAAUAUCAUGAUUUACUACUUUUGCAAUUAAAUUGGAAAAUUUA